Ceratosolen solmsi marchali is the source of this 1637-nucleotide messenger RNA. It is a transcript of the gene NaPi-III, whose product is annotated as Na[+]-dependent inorganic phosphate cotransporter type III. The transcript is spliced from 6 exons. Lineage: Eukaryota; Metazoa; Arthropoda; Insecta; Hymenoptera; Agaonidae. The record is from RefSeq and is a predicted model, not a curated record. Gene Ontology annotation, cellular component: membrane. Gene Ontology annotation, molecular function: phosphate transmembrane transporter activity. The coding region runs from base 74 to 1600 and encodes 508 amino acids. Gene Ontology annotation, biological process: phosphate ion transmembrane transport.
UUGAACAAGUUAUAUUAUUAAAGCUUACUAACAAUUAACAAGUCAAGAAAUUAAAGAGUAAUAUAAGAUAAUCAUGACUGCAGUACCAUAUGAUAGUAAUCUUAUAUUUCUAGUCGUUGUUGGAUUUAUAGUAGCAUUUGUUUUGGCUUUUGGCAUUGGAGCCAAUGACGUGGCCAAUAGUUUUGGUACAAGCGUCGGAGCUGGAGUAUUAACCAUAUUUCAAGCUUGUAUUUUGGCCACGGUUUUUGAAAUUGCCGGAGCUGUAUUAAUAGGAUACAAAGUUUCUGAUACUAUGCGCAAAGGAAUUUUAGAUGUAUCGCUUUAUGAAGGACAUGAGAAGGAACUUAUGUUUGGAGCCUUAUCAAGUUUGGCUGGUUCAGCUAUAUGGUUACUAUUGGCAACUGCUCUUAAGCUGCCUAUUUCCGGUACCCAUUCCAUUGUCGGAGCAACAGUUGGAUUUUCACUCGUUUGUAGAGGCACAGCAGGAGUAAGGUGGAUGGCUCUUUUAAAUAUAGCCGCAUCGUGGUUUGCCAGUCCCUUACUUAGCGGCCUUGUAUCCUCAUCUAUUUUUUGGCUUAUUCGAAAAUCCAUAUUACGGUCUACUAAGCCUCUUGAGCAAGGUCUUAAAAUGCUGCCUUUUGUUUAUAGCCUCACCAUUGGUAUCAAUGUAUUGUCAAUAGCACACGAUGGGCCAAAGCUUCUGAUGCUGGAUAGAGUGCCGUGGUGGGUUAGUCUAACUGCCGCCUUAGGGUUUGGCGUUCUUUCGGCUGUGAUUGUUUAUGCGUUCGUUGUACCCUGUCAAAAAAAGAGGAUCAUAAAAUCCCAUAGCAGUAGGAACAACGAUCGUGUCCCAAACUUGGAUGCCGCGGACAAUAAAGAAACGACGGCUUUGUCGGUGAUUUCGCAACGUUCUGGUGCGACGACUUGUCACAACGAAACGUCUAAGAGCCUAGAAGAACCGCCAAAGGGUCAACUAAGAGGCAAUAAUAGCGCGAGUCCUCUAUUAUUAUCCGCGAGUGUCGGCGAUGCCGAGUUUCCUGGCGGUCAGAGUUUGGAUGAAGAUGCCGUCAUGGAUUCGGAACAUCCGGAUGUUUCGAAACUUUUUGCCUUCCUUCAGGUACUAACCGCAGCUUUUGGCAGUUUUGCCCAUGGCGGUAAUGACGUGAGCAAUGCUAUAGGUCCACUUAUAGCAUUGUGGGCCAUUUAUGCCGAGGGUUCGGCUAAACAGGAAGCUGAAACACCCUUACUGAUACUAUUGUACGGAGGCUUGGGAAUUUCCACUGGUCUUUGGGUCUGGGGUAGACGAGUCAUUGAGACGCUCGGCCAGGAUCUCGCCAAAAUCACUCCUACAACAGGCUUCACGAUAGAGGUUGGCGCGGCAGUGACAGUGCUACUGGCCAGCAAAGCUGGCCUCCCAGUUUCGACAACUCACUGCAAGGUCGGCUCCGUCGUCUGCGUCGGUUGGGCCUCGAGAGGAGGCGAGGGUGUCAGCUGGGUGCUCUUCCGCAACAUCGCCUUCGCCUGGCUCGUCACCGUCCCCAUAGCCGGCUUACUCUCCGCCGGCUGUAUGUUCGUCUUCCGGCAGCUUAUGAAUGUCUGAGGCCAGCCGAUGCGAGCAACGUACGCGCGCGCGCGCG